AUGCGCGAUUUUGAGGACUAUUUGCCUGAGAUCGUGGCCCUGACCGUGGAUUUCUUCAGUGCGAUCUUCGUAUCAGUGUGCAUCUCGACGUCGCACUCGGUGUACACAUCGGCAAUGUUCAUCGCCUUAGACUUUGUGCAGAGCGUUCUGGAGUUUAGGGAGUUACGCACAAACGCAAGAAGUGUGCUAAGACUGUUUCAAGACCGACGAGCCUCCCAUGAACGCCUCAACUCCAGAACGAACAGAACCGCGAGUGACUUGGAGAGCUUCAAUCUGUUCACGAUGAUGCUCGCUGUCACCCGAAACCUCAGUGCAUUUCAAAUGAAAUCUCUGAAAGGCGUCCGCUUGUGGGCGUGUCUGCCUCAUCCUCUCACCAAGCAGCAAAUGGAGCGACUUCAAACGUUUGAAGCGUCAGGAAUGUUCGGAAUUGAACCGCAGCCUGUAAAGAGCAAUUCGAACCGGGUCUUCUGGAAGUCGAGUCGCCAACGAAUUGCAGUCGGACUGACACCAACUAAGCAAGUUUCGCCGAUAUCCGAGACUCAAGACAAGAAGACAAACGCGAGGCUUGCUGCGUCUAUCGACAAGUCGAAAAGGAUUAUUUUCCAGGGUCUUCAGCUGCUGUUCCACUGCGAAUAUCUCAUCUUGGUCGACUACAUUGAGUGCAUCAUCUCGCUCGUGUUUGUGAUCUACCGGUCGGUUCUGGUACAGCUGCCGAAUAUCAUCUACUACUCGGCUGAAGUGGGAAACUGGGACUGGAGUUCCGUCGGCAAUAUUAUGCUCUUUGUCGUGAUGGAAGUGGCGUCGUUGGCUCUCUUCGAACGGUACCUGCGACACACGUUUGCGUUCUCGCCAUUGUAUCAGCUUGCAUAUGUGCUGGAAACGCAGAUGUACCUGGUGCAGAGCAGUCUGUGGACUGUGAUCCUAACGUUGAUGCAGUUCGAACUCGUCCAUUCGGGUAACGUGCUGUGUGUGUGUGUUUUUAUUUUACAAGGACACGGGAUUUUUCAAGCUUUCCACGACUAA
Messenger RNA from Phytophthora sojae, 1023 nucleotides. RefSeq lists its product as hypothetical. Bases 1 to 1023 code for a protein of 340 amino acids. The record is from RefSeq and is a predicted model, not a curated record. The transcript has a single exon. Lineage: Eukaryota; Oomycota; Peronosporomycetes; Peronosporales; Peronosporaceae.